AUGUACAAAACACUGACUACGUUCACGAAAGCCCUGAGCCGGCGGAUCACGUUUUUUCAAUGCAACUCGGUUACAACAGGUCGACAGAAUCACUUUCGGCCUAUGAUCGUGGAUUUCCCGCCACCGGUGACUUCGGCUGUAACUGGUAUAUCAAUCAGCCAGGACGAGUUUGGGAAUUUCAUGGCAGUGUUCCCAGAAUUAGUCAAGGAUCUGACAGACACCAGCCUUAAGUUGAACGUGCCCGAGGCCACCAAGUGGCUAGAAAACCUGUUGAAAUACAACGUGCCCGGCGGUAAGAAUAACCGAGGAUUGACGUUAGUAACGUCAUUCAAGAUGCUGUCCUCGCCGUCUGAUCUGACCGAUGAAAAUCUUAGACUGUCCUACAUAUUAGGGUGGUGUGUUGAAAUCUUGCAAGCUUAUCAAUUAGUGUUGGAUGACAUAAUGGAUAACGCUAUUACUAGACGAGGACGUCCGUGUUGGUAUCGGCACAAUGAUAUUGGUCUAAUGGCAGUGAACGAUGGCAUUCUCCUGGAACAGGCCAUUUACCAAUUGCUUAAAAAACACUUUAAGGACAAGCCAUACUAUACACACAUUGUGGAACUGUUCUAUGACGUUACAAUGAAAUCUGCGAUGGGCCAGUGUCUCGAUAUGUUGACUGCGAAAAGUUUCAAAACUACAAAACUUGAAAAAUUUACUUUGGACAAUUAUACAGCUAUUGUGAAAUAUAAGACUGCGUAUUAUUCGUUUUUUCUUCCCGUGUUUCUCGCCAUGCGCAUGACAAACAUCAAUGACCAAGAAAUCUUUAAACAAUCAAAGGCUAUAUUGCUUGAAAUGGGUCAAUUCUUUCAAAUUCAAGAUGACUAUUUAGACUGUUAUGGUAUUCCAGAAGUCACUGGAAAAAUUGGCACAGACAUAGAAGAUGGAAAAUGCUCAUGGUUGGCUGUAAUGGCUUUGCAAAAAGUAAAUUCUGAACAAAAAAAAAUUAUGGAGGAUAAUUACGGUAUUGACGAUCCAGUCAAUGUUGCAGUCAUAAAAGAUUUAUACCUACAGUUGAAAUUACAAAACUCGUAUCAACUCUACGAAGAAGAAAGUUAUAAGUUAAUAAGUACUUAUAUUCAACUAUUGUCAGGAGGAUUGUCACAAGACAUGUUUUUCACAAUCUUGGAAAAGAUUUACAAGAGAACCCUCUAA
Molecule: messenger RNA, 1191 nt
Organism: Macrosiphum euphorbiae (potato aphid)
Lineage: Eukaryota; Metazoa; Arthropoda; Insecta; Hemiptera; Aphididae
Source: the annotation of a GenBank genome assembly